Molecule: messenger RNA, 684 nt
Organism: Debaryomyces hansenii CBS767
Lineage: Eukaryota; Fungi; Ascomycota; Pichiomycetes; Serinales; Debaryomycetaceae
Gene: MFALPHA
Product: mating pheromone alpha
Exons: 1
Coding region: 1-684 (227 amino acids)
Cellular component (GO): extracellular region
Molecular function (GO): mating pheromone activity
Source: RefSeq, a predicted model, not a curated record
AUGAAGUUUUCAAUAUUUGCCUUAACUACGCUUGUUAGUACAAUAUCAUUAGCUGCUGCUGCACCCACUCCUGAUAGCACAGAGACAGGAAAAUACGUUGUCCUGGAUUACCUUGUUCCAGAUGAAGCUAUUAAUAACAAGGUUGAGAUAACCGAUGACCAACAACCACUUGUGGUAGAAGAAAGUGGAAAGAAAUAUGUCCUCAUUGUGAAUGCUACUUUGGCCGAAUCAGUCAUUUCCAAAGCAGGCAUUGACAUCGAGGGAUUAGAGGCUGCAUUUGCUAAGUCAGACGAUACUGCAUCUGUCUCCAAGAGGGACGCCAACGCCGAUGCCGAGGCAAAGUUCCAUUGGAUGACAUAUAGGUUCUUCCAGCCUAACUUGAGGAAAAGAGAAGCGAAUGCUGAUGCUAAGUUCCAUUGGAUGACAUACCGUUUCUUCCAGCCAAACUUGAAAAAAAGAGAAGCCAACGCAGAUGCAGAAGCUAAAUUUCACUGGAUGACAUAUAGGUUCUUCCAACCUAAUUUAAAGAAGAGAGAAGCCAAUGCUGAAGCCAAUGCAGAUGCAAAAUUUCAUUGGAUGACAUAUAGGUUCUUCCAACCUAAUUUAAAGAAGAGAGAAGCCAACGCAGAUGCGGAAGCUAAAUUUCACUGGAUGACUUACAGAUUCUUCCAGCCAAAUUUAUAG